Messenger RNA from Rhizoctonia solani, 1734 nucleotides. RefSeq names its product SPFH domain / Band 7 family. The coding region runs from base 1 to 1734 and encodes 577 amino acids. The record is from RefSeq and is a predicted model, not a curated record. The transcript has 8 exons. Lineage: Eukaryota; Fungi; Basidiomycota; Agaricomycetes; Cantharellales; Ceratobasidiaceae.
AUGGCACAAUAUAGACACAACGAUAUCGACGCGACGGUCGUAAACGAUGCUGUCACCUCAUCUAUAAGUCACAAAGGCAAAGAGAAGGCUGAUAUUCUCGAUGAGAACGCCUAUCGACGUAGUACCAAGAUUGGUGGAAAUAAUACUACACCGACGUUUGUUCAUUCAGAAGACUAUUUUGCGACUAAGCGACCGUUCUGUGUUAGGAUAGGCGAAGAUGGCCUCAUCGGAGCACUCACGGAACUCGAUAAUCAGCUUCAAGCCUCCGGUCGACCUCGGUUACUCAGCCGCAAGAAGCCGACAGAGUGGUUGGGGUUUAUGGGCGAAGAAGUCAAUCCAGGAGAAAUUGGAGUUGUAAACCAUGCUGGACUACCCAAGAUACUUACACAGCCUGGAACUUACCCGCCCUUCCCGUUCCGCAAUUGGUGGGCACGGACUUGGAAAGGAACCCGAGGAGUGUCCGACACCACUCUGUUCUUCCAAGGUCUCACAGUCGUUCAGGUCUCUUUGAAUCAGGUUGCUGUCGUCUCGGACCCCCAGAAUCGCAUUUUCAUUGUGAGCGAGGGAGGGUUUGCUGCCUUUGCCGUUCAAGGAACCUACGAUGUGCUUGAAGUCGUCGACCAAACCCAUUUGACGAAACAUGUAAAAGACAAAGUGACUGGUGCAACCCUUGGUUGGAUGCAGGAAGUUACCAUGCCGUCCCAAAUUGGGGGCAACGCUUCCAAUUAUGCGGUAGCAGGAUUUUUGGAUAUACCUGCGAACAACGUCGCCGUACUCCAGCGCGGAGACGAAAUGGAGCAAGUCCCUGCCGGACAGCACUGUAUCACUAUCCCGAAUGUCAAGUUGCGCGGGCUGUUUACUUGUGGAGAAAACCAGAUUGAGAUGCCCACGAAGGAUAUUUACACUCGCGACCAAGUACCCGUCAGUUUGACUAUUUAUAUGAAGUGGCAACUUCUGGAGCCCCUGAAGCUUACUACUCAUGGCUACAAUAGCCCAUACGAAGCCCUCCGUGAUAAAGCUCAAUCAAUUCUUACACAGAUUGUCGCCCAUUUGGAUUAUUCAUCGAUGGUCAAGCAACGUACAGUUGGCUCCGAUCAUAUGGAGGAUCCAACGGACCCUUCUUCGCCCUUCUUGGACGCUCUUCGUACCCGCGCAAUGGACGAUUUGCAUAUCGCGGCUCUGGAGUACGGGAUCCUGCUCAAGGACCUUGCUGUUAUUGACCGCCAAUUCAAAGGCGAUAUCGCCUCCACUAUGGACAAGCUGACCACCCGCGCAUUGCAAGCUCAGGUUGAGGCUGCGAAUGUUGACAGGGAAAACUCCAACAAGGUUAAACAAGAACAAGGUGCUCUUCAAGUCGCACAGGUCAAGGCUCAAGCUCGAAAGACCGAAGCAGAAGCACUUGCUUACGCCACAACUACCGCUGCUAAAGCGGAAGCAGAAGCGGUUAUCAUUGCCGCAGAAGCACAAGCUGCGGCAAUCAAACUGCAGGCGAAAGCAGAGGCUGACGCGAUUGCUGCUCGAUCCAAUGCAGACUCACGUGUCGAAGACCCCUUUGCACGUGAGAUGGAGGUUCGUCGUGUGGACGUCGAGCGCGUAAAGGCGUUUGGUCCUCGAGCAGUGUUCGUGCCUUGUGAGACUGGUGGAGUUACCGGAAACCCUACGACCAAUGCCCUAAUGACCGGGAUGGCAAUGAGGCUUGGUCAUGAGGAAGGUGCCAAGCCUCCUGGGAACUAA